Ostreococcus lucimarinus CCE9901 is the source of this 1114-nucleotide messenger RNA. RefSeq lists its product with no specific name. Gene Ontology annotation, cellular component: cytosol. Gene Ontology annotation, molecular function: NAD binding; magnesium ion binding; 3-isopropylmalate dehydrogenase activity. Gene Ontology annotation, biological process: L-leucine biosynthetic process. Bases 1 to 1086 code for a protein of 361 amino acids. The transcript has a single exon. The record is from RefSeq and is a predicted model, not a curated record. Lineage: Eukaryota; Viridiplantae; Chlorophyta; Mamiellophyceae; Mamiellales; Bathycoccaceae.
AUGCACGCGUCGAAGCGGUACAACGUGACGAUCCUGCCGGGAGACGGGAUCGGGCCGGAGAUCAUGCGCGUGGCGCGGAGCGCGCUCGAGGCGGCGGGCGCGAGGGCGGACGUCGCGUUCGCGUUCGAGGAGGGACUCGUGGGCGGGAGCGCGAUCGACGCGCACGGAACGCCGCUGCCGGAGGAGACGCUGGAGAUGUGCAAGGCGAGCGACGCCGUGCUGCUGGCCGCGAUCGGGGGGUACAAGUGGGAUAACCUGCCGAGCGCGGAGCGACCGGAGCAAGGGUUGCUCGGAUUGCGGGCGGGUCUGGGGGUGUUCGCGAACUUGCGACCGGCGAACGUGCUGCCGCAGCUCAUCGAGGCGUCGACGCUGAGAAGAGACGUCGUGGAGGGGACGGACAUCAUGGUGGUGCGCGAACUCACGGGUGGGAUUUAUUUCGGCAAACCGAAGGGGUUCGGCGUGAACGACGCGGGCGAACGCAUCGGGUUCAACACGAUGGUGUACUCUGAACCGGAGGUCGAUCGCAUCGCCAAGGUGGCGUUUGAAAUCGCUCGCAAGCGCAAGGGUCGAUUGUGUUCCGUCGAAAAGGCGAACGUGCUCGAGGUGAGCCAACUUUGGAAGGAGCGCGUCAUCGAGACCCACAAGCAGUUUAGCGACGUCGAGCUCUCGCACAUGUACGUCGACAACGCCGCGAUGCAACUCAUCCGUAACCCGACGCAGUUCGACACCAUCGUCACCGGUAACAUCUUCGGUGACAUUCUUUCCGACGCGGCGUCCAUGUUGACGGGGUCGAUCGGUAUGUUGCCGUCCGCGGCCAUCGGCUUGGAGGGUCCGGGCUUGUACGAGCCGGUGCACGGGAGCGCCCCGGAUAUCGCCGGUCAAGACAAGGCCAACCCGUUGGCGCAAGUUUUGAGCGCGGCGAUGAUGAUGCGAUACCAAUUCGGCGAAGAAGGCAUCGCGUCUGCGCUCGAAAAGGCGGUGAACGAUGUUUUGGAUGAUGGCUAUCGCACGGGCGACAUCAUGCAGGAAGGCAAGACGCUCGUCGGCUGCGUGAAGAUGGGUGAAUUGUUGCUUGCGAAGCUUUAGACGUUAAUCCUACAAAUCUCUAAUAUUA